AGUCGACUUGUAAGAGCUGAGCGAUGGCCGUGCUGCUGGACUCGUGGUUGGCGGAGCUGGUGGUGGUGGUGUCAGCUGCGGCACUGGCGCUCUACGCCUGGAUGUCCCGCUGCCAGCGGCAUUGGCAGCGCAAGGGCGCGCCCUACGUGGAGCCGGAGGUGCCCUUCGGCAACUUCCGACCCGUCGCCAUGGGCCAAAAGUCCCUCGGCCUCUUCCUGCAGGACAUUUACAAUAUGGCACCAGGAGCCCGAUAUGUGGGAUUUUACGGAUUCAAUCGUCCAAUGCUCCUGAUCCGCGACCCUGAGCUGAUAAGAGAUGUACUGAUAAAGGAUUUCGGGACGUUCCACGACAGGGGGAUAUUCUUCGACGAGGAGGAGCCGCUCAACAGACACCUGUUUGCUCUGACAGGCAUCAAGUGGCGCCAGCUGAGGAUCAAGCUAUCGCCAGCGUUCACGUCGGGCAAGCUCAAGGGCAUGUUCAAGACGCUGGUGGACUGCGGCCACGAGAUGGCGGCUGUGCUGGAGGGGGUGGCGGGGCGCGGCGAGACGGUGGAGGUGCGCGAGCUGCUCGCCAGGUACUCCACCGACUUCAUCGCCUCCGUCGGCUUCGGCAUCGAGGUCCACUGCCAGCGCGACCCGGACAACGAGUUUCGUCGCUGGGGGCGCAAGAUCUUCGAGCCCUCCCUCAUCACCGGGCUCGCCAUAAUGCUGUCCAUCAUCAGCCCCAAGUUGACCAGAUUCAUUCAAGUCAGAGAUAAAAGAGCUGCUGCUGUCUGUAAAUAUUUUCGUGACAUGGUGGCGCACACAGUUGCUUAUAGGGAGAAAAAUAACAUUACUAGGAAAGAUUUCAUGGAUCUUCUGAUACAACUCAAGAACAGAGGAUACCUCGACGGUGAAAAGAUUGAGAAUGGAGACAGUACUAGCAAAGAAGUUUCGCAAAUGGAGUUCACAAUGGACGACGUAGCGGCUCAGGCGUUUAUCUUCUUUGGAGCGGGUUUCGAGACAUCUUCAUCAACUAUGAGCUUUGCUCUCCACGAAUUGGCGUUCAACCUACACAUUCAAACGAAGUUGCAAGAGGAAAUAGAUUCAAUCCUUAAGGAGAACGGCGGAGAGAUUUCAUAUGAAGCGCUUUCCAAAAUGUCUUACCUUGACAAAGUAGUAUCUGAGACCCUGAGGAAGUAUCCACCAGUGCCUCUCUUGAACCGGGAGCCCAACAAGGAGUACAAGAUUCCAGAUAGCGACGUCGUGCUGGAGAAAGGAACCCCGCUCUCCAUCUCGGUGCUGGGUCUCCAUCGUGAUCCCAAGUGCUACCCGGACCCUGAACACUUCGACCCUGAGAGGUUCUCCGAACAACAGAAGGCCCAGAGACAGCCUUACGUCUACCUACCAUUCGGAGACGGACCACGCAACUGUAUAGGUAUGAGACUUGGACUGCUGCAGGUCAAGGUUGGGCUGGUGUGUCUGCUGUCCAAGUACAAUGUGCGGCCCACAGAGAAGACGCGAGAAACCUUGGAGUACAACGCCAGGACUGUAAUACUUCUACCUAAUGGCGGCAUUCAACUUCGACUGGAGAAGAGGUGCAGUUGAUGGGGACACUGACACAAAGACGGAUUUACUGAAGUCGGGUGUGGCCCUGAAACGACGCAAGGGGGACGCUUAAAGAGCACGUAAUUUCACUGUGUUAUGCAAGAUUCUCAGAAAUAUUUUCCUCACACCAGGCGUUAUAAUGGUUUAAAAAGUGUUCAGAGAUUUUCAUGUGUUCACCUGCUCUUCGUGACAGAACUGAUUUCGGUCAAAGCUAUUAUAAUAAUAC
This is a messenger RNA of Schistocerca serialis cubense, 1812 nucleotides long. Its product is annotated as cytochrome P450 6k1-like. Gene Ontology annotation, molecular function: heme binding; oxidoreductase activity, acting on paired donors, with incorporation or reduction of molecular oxygen; monooxygenase activity. The transcript has 7 exons. The record is from RefSeq and is a predicted model, not a curated record. The coding region runs from base 24 to 1586 and encodes 520 amino acids. NCBI's taxonomy places the organism in Eukaryota, Metazoa, Arthropoda, Insecta, Orthoptera, Acrididae.